This is a messenger RNA of Aspergillus campestris IBT 28561, 1458 nucleotides long. RefSeq names its product glycosyltransferase family 31 protein. The record is from RefSeq and is a predicted model, not a curated record. Gene Ontology annotation, molecular function: glycosyltransferase activity. The transcript has 2 exons. The coding region runs from base 1 to 1458 and encodes 485 amino acids. Lineage: Eukaryota; Fungi; Ascomycota; Eurotiomycetes; Eurotiales; Aspergillaceae. Gene Ontology annotation, cellular component: membrane.
AUGGCCAUCCGGCUGUCGCGACGUUGGAUCACGGCCCUCAUCCUGUUGUGCGGCUUUACCGUCACCACCACAUUCCUCCACCUGGGCCUCAGCGGCUCCUCCCUCAUCCCCUCCGACCUCUACCACCAUGUCACCCCCGAAAACGACGGCCCUCCACCUCCCGACUAUUGGGAAUGGGAGACAUUCACGCGGUUUGCGCCCGCGCCACGGACUCCCCCAGGCGCCGGCGCCAGCAACGAGAACCCAGAUGACCACCUUUGCGACUCCUUCCCGACCGAAGUCCUCUCGCGCGUCCAGGUCGUCCUGAAGAUGGGCGCCUCCGAGCCCGCCGACCGCCUCAACCCGCAGAUCGAGACCGUCACCCGCUGCAUCAAGAACCUCCUGAUCGUCUCCGACCGCGAGGGCGAACUGCGCGGUCACCGCGUGCACGACAUCCUGGCCACCCUACCUCCCUCCUUCCGCGUGAACACCACCGACUUCGACACCUACGAGGCCGCCAAGCGCGGCGACCCAGCCUCCAUGGCUGAUACCCAAAAAGGAUGGAACCUCGACCGCUUCAAGUUCCUCCCCAUGGUCGAGCGCGCCUACGACGUCAACCCCACCGCGCAGUGGUUUGUCUUCCUCGAAUCCGACACCUACGUCGUCUGGGACAACCUCUUCCGCCUCCUCGACCAGUUCAACCCGGACCGCCCACUUUACUUCGGAUCGCCGUCGCCCGGUCGCGUUACCGGCGAAGGCGAGGUCACCUGGUUUGCGUAUGGCGGUGCGGGCAUCGUCCUGUCGGCGGGCGCCAUCGACAAGGCGGUGGAGCGGACUACGGGCGCGAUGGGGGAUCUUAUCCAGCCGUCGCUGAGUGUGCAGUUCGAGCAGAUCAUCAAGGAGGACUGUUGCGGUGACUCGGUGUUGGGCUGGGUGCUGUUUGAGAAGGGCGUGCGCUUGUCCGGGUUGUGGCCCAUGUUUCAGCCACACCCGCUUCAUGGUGUUCCUUUCGACGGCGCAUAUUGGUGCCAGCCUGUCAUCACCAUGCACAAGACGUUGCCGGCUGACAUGUACGGGUUCAUGCAGUGGGAGAAUAGUCGAGACCGAUCGGAACCCCUCCUCUACUCCGAACUCUACGAAUACACCAAACUUGGUACAUUCGACCACCGCACCGACUGGGACAACGGCGACUGGGGCGGGUGGCAGGAACCGCCCGAGGCCCCGGGCCACGCAUCCUUCGAGGCUUGUGGGACCGCCUGCCACGACCAUCCCGAGUGUAAAGGCUACACGUACGACUCAACCGGCCACUGCAUCUUCAUCCGGACAAUGCGGUUAGGCUCGUCCAAGAAGUUACUCGGCACGACAGCCCGCCUAUCGGCCGGGUGGGAUGUGGGGAAGAUGAAACAGUUACAAGAGGAACUGAACGCGGAUUGUAAACGACCGCGCUGGGUGAAGCCCAGUAUCACGAGAAUUUUCUAA